AUGCACCUCCUCCGGUUCCUGCUUAUCGGUCUGCAGACCUCGACAAUGGCUACUGCAGCUUGCGUCAAUGUCGGUGCUCGGUCCGUCGCCGACGAUCUGCAGACCUUAGUCCCGACCUCCUCUGUCGCUGUCCAGGUUCGGGCACGAUGGAGUGAGGUCGACGCUCCCGUAUCAUCUGUCGUUGUGAAUGCGACCAGUGAGAAGGACAUAAGCAAUGUGGUCAAAUAUUGCGUGAAAAACAACAUCCGCUUUGUGGCCCAAAAUGGCGGUAACGGGUGGGCAACAGGGCAAUUUGACCUUGGAAGCAACGGGGUCCUCAUAAACCUGGCUGGCCUAAACCAAGUCAACAUCAGCGCUGACAAGCAAACGGCGACGAUUGGCGGCGGGGCGCUCAUCAGCGAUGUUGUCUCAGCUGCUGACGCUGCCGGUGUCUUGGUUCAGACUGGCAACUGCAACUGCGUUGGCGCCCUUGGAGCCGCACUCGGCGGCGGGUAUGGCAACCUGCUUGGAGAACACGGCUUUGCCGUUGACAACAUCCUGGAGCUGCGGGUCAUUACUGCCAGCGGCGAGGCACUCACUGUCUCGAGCACUUCUAACCCGGAUCUUUACUGGGCCCUCCGAGGCGCUGGACCGAACUUUGGGAUUGUCACCUCCGCAAAGGUGAAUGCAUUCCCUACUGACGACCGCACGUCCUUAAUCGUCUCCUUUACCUUCGAUUCCUCGAAGAUCGCCGCCGUUGCACAAGCCAUCCAAGAUCUCCCUCUGCUCCCACAGCAGGUCGUCUAUCUGGUCCUGUCGAAUUCUGCCGAUGGGACAAAUACACCAACAGUGGUCGUCACAGGCUUCCUCCGCGGCGGUACAGUGGAAAGCGGCCGUAGCGCUUACGGACCGCUAUACGAUCUUGGCCCGCUCACGAACUCUAGCGUCGUUACACCGUAUCAACAAUGGAACGCCGCAAACGAUGGCUUCUGCACGCGUGGUGGACGCAAGCCCGCGUAUAGCACCACCAUCAACAAUAUGAAGUCGGAGACAUGGCCACAGAUCUGGGACCUGUACACCGAGUUCCAGAAGCAGUCGGGUGCUGAGAACUCCGCUGUGUUGAUCGAGCGGUACAACCUGACUAAGGCGCAGUCUGUACCGGCGGGCUCUGCAGCCUUUCAGGAAGAGCUCCGUCAGGAGGCUUUUGCCCAAGCCAUAGUCAUCCCUUGGUAUGAAGACGCGGCCCUGGAUGCCCAGGCUGAAGCAUUCGGGUCCCAAGUGAGGGACAUUUGGAGCUUUUCGUCAAACGCGACUUCAAAUCCCACAUACAUUAACUUUGCCCACGGUGAUGAGGAGCUGCAGGCUAUUUACGGCUCCAGCCUUGAUCGCCUGAAGAGACUCAAGCAGCAGCUCGAUCCUUCGGGAGUGUUUGGUCAAUGGUUCAAAAUUGAGUGA
Molecule: messenger RNA, 1434 nt
Organism: Diaporthe amygdali
Lineage: Eukaryota; Fungi; Ascomycota; Sordariomycetes; Diaporthales; Diaporthaceae
Product: fad binding domain-containing protein
Exons: 3
Coding region: 1-1434 (477 amino acids)
Molecular function (GO): oxidoreductase activity; FAD binding
Source: RefSeq, a predicted model, not a curated record